GAGUAACUCACGCGAUAGUACGCGGUAGCUGUAAAAUCCUAGGAGCAGACAGAGCAGAGCAGGGAAGUUGACAUGUCAAGAAAACAGAUAAAUUAUCACCACACAGGCAUGUAAGGGUGUGCUGGUGUGGAACAGCCCCGACAGGUAACUUCACCUGGACCUAGACCUCAUCCUCCAGCAUCUUCACCUGCUGCCUCCAUGACAACCCCUCCACUAGUGUCGCCUUUUGGCGGGCAGCCUCCGCCACCGCAGCAGCAGCAACAGCAGCAACAGCAGCAGCAACAGCAACAGCAGCAGCAGCAGCAGCAAGCCGUGAUGGCAGGACGUGAUGUCAACACGGCCUCUCUGUGUCGCAUCGGCCAGGAGACGGUCCAAGAUAUUGUCCUCAGGACCAUGGAAAUCUUCCAGCUCCUCAGGAACAUGCAGCUGCCUAAUGGAGUCACUUACCACCCCAACACCCACCAGGACAGGCUGUCAAAACUCCAGGAGCACCUACGGACGCUUUCUGUGCUGUUCCGCAAGCUGCGCCUCGUCUACGACAAAUGCAAUGACAACUGCGCAGGGGUGGACCUCAUACCUCCAGAGCAACUGAUACCCUUCGUGGAGGAUGACAGCUCUAAACACGAGGAUCGCUCCGCUGGCCAGAGCCGCCCCGCCACCGAGGAGAGGAGAGAAAUCCUGGAGGUCAACAAGAAGCUGAAGCAGAGGAAUCAGCAGCUGAAGCAGAUCAUGGACCAACUUCGCAACCUCAUCUGGGAGAUCAACUCCAUGCUGGCUGUCAGGAGCUGAGCCACACACACACACACACACACACACAAAUACACAAACACACACACACACAUUUUCUAGAAAUAAUGGAGAGGAAGAUUUGGUCGUUAACUGGACGUGUGACAGGGUACCACAGGCUGGCUGAGGCUGCACUUUACAGAAGAAAUUGGGACUCUGGCAAUAUCAACCUGAAGAAGACGUGAAACAGUAGACACAUGAAGACGUAAUAAAACACUGGGAGGGAGGACGGUGCUCCAGUGUGAACGACGGCAGAAAAUAUUCUGUCUACCUCGAUAUUCUGCAUUUCAAUCAACAUAGUUAUUGAAUUAAUCUCAAGAGUUGAUAUAUUACGUUCUAUCUAUUUGUAGGUACUUAGCUCAAUAGAGGGUUUAUGCCUGUAGAGACGCAUUGAUAUAUUCUAUUUAAUCCUAAAAUUCUGCCAAUUUCAUAGUAAUAGAAUUGUGUGAAGCCCUAAAUAUAAAAAAAAAGCUUUUAUAUGACCCCUAAAAACUUUAAUAAGAAAGACAUACACUGUGGCAAAAUCAUAAGUCUUAUUCUUGCUAUAUUGAUCUGCUUUUUUUUAUUUGGUGUAAUAUGUAGACUCAUCUAUGCUCUGCUCUGAUUGGACUUGACAUGUCAAUACGAUGCCUUGUAAGGAUUCUGCUGAACUAUAAAUCUUGCUGAGAUUUUUAAAAAAGCCAA
Sebastes umbrosus (honeycomb rockfish) is the source of this 1470-nucleotide messenger RNA. RefSeq names its product mediator complex subunit 30 (gene med30). The record is from RefSeq and is a predicted model, not a curated record. The transcript is spliced from 5 exons. Gene Ontology annotation, molecular function: transcription coregulator activity. Lineage: Eukaryota; Metazoa; Chordata; Actinopteri; Perciformes; Sebastidae. Gene Ontology annotation, biological process: positive regulation of DNA-templated transcription. The coding region runs from base 199 to 789 and encodes 196 amino acids. Gene Ontology annotation, cellular component: mediator complex.